This is a messenger RNA of Teleopsis dalmanni, 2250 nucleotides long. Its product is annotated as pleckstrin homology domain-containing family G member 4B-like. Lineage: Eukaryota; Metazoa; Arthropoda; Insecta; Diptera; Diopsidae. Gene Ontology annotation, molecular function: guanyl-nucleotide exchange factor activity. The annotation marks the transcript as partial. The transcript is spliced from 10 exons. The record is from RefSeq and is a predicted model, not a curated record.
AUGUUUUAAAAUAUGCAGUCCAUCAAUUCAAGAAUUACAAGUGAUAAUAUCAUUAAGACACUAGCUGCUGAUAUUACCCAAUACGUGACUUCAUGGAUCACCAGCGACGGGAAUGAAACAUUACAGAGAUUUGCAAAUUUCCAGCUAGACUGCGAGACUCCAGUGAAAGAUAGCGAACAGGAAUUCGAAAAAUUCUACUUUAUCUCAAUGAAACACUUGGCAAAAGGUCGUGACUUACAUGAGGCAGCUGAAAAAAUGGAAGCCUUGCAUGAUAGUGCAAUGAACCUUAAAGUGGCUUUAGACUGUUUUGCUGACAAACUGGAGCAGGCACGGGAACGUAUUGAAGGUGCAACACGUCUUCAUCAACUAUUAAACCAAAAUUUACGUGACGAAAAUGUUGAGCAAGAAUUACAACGCUUGAUGGAGCAUAUAGGAGUACCUGGCUUACUAGAAAAAUAUCAUAUAUACAAACAACAACAAGAACACCAGCAACAACAAAACACAGCAACAAUAUCAGAAAAUAUAAGCAGAGUUAAACCAAAUAGUCUCAACUUAAACUGUAGUCGUCGAAGAACUAAAACCUACAGUCUUUUCCUCACCAGUACACCCGCAGCACAAAAGCAAGCAAACUUCGCCAAUCACAGAAUUAGCUCUGGCAUUGGUUCGUUUGAGGGUACGCCAUGUGAAUGUUGGCGUGAAAGUCGUAAUUUGGGUGAUAUGGAUGAGCUAUUGGAUGGUGACGAUGACUGUGAAGAUGGUGAGGAAGAGCAAUCAAAAAUUGCCGAUUCAGGUUUGGGCGGUUGUGAACGUUGCGAGGGAAAUACAAAGUUAGCGCGUAUUUGUUCUUGUCAAAGCUUACAUGAAGUAAGCAAUUUCUGCGAUAAGAGUCAUAAUGAUGAUUUGGAUGAUGAUUGCUACGAACGUCCACCGAAACCAUACUUCGACAUACAUUCGCCGGUUGAGGCGAAUGCUCAUUUACAAUGUUUCGCUUCAAAUUUGGAAUUACCUAAAAUGGAAGAACACAGCUGCUUAGAUCAAAAAAUACAAAAAACGCUUCUAUUAAUCAUACGUGAAAUGAUUGGUACGGAACGCGAUUACGUACGUUCUCUGUACUAUGUCAUUGAGAAUUAUGUGGACGAACUGUUACGCGAUGAUAUACCACAGCCGUUACGUGGUCAACGUAACGUUAUUUUUGGUAAUAUUGAAAAAAUAUUCGAAUUUCAUAACUCACACUUCCUCAGCGAAUUAGAGCGCUACGAACGUAAUCCUCUGAAGGUGGGCGCAGCAUUUCUUGAAAUGGAAUCGAAAUUUUACUUAUAUGCUUUGUACAACAAAAAUAAACCAAAAAGUGAUACUCUAAUGAGUGAAUAUGGUACAACAUUCUUUAAGACAAAACAAUUUGAACUAACCGAUAAAAUGGAUUUGGCUUCAUACUUACUGAAACCGGUACAACGUAUGGGCAAAUAUGCAUUACUACUUCAACAACUGGUUAAAGCUUGCAGUGCUGUAGAGGGUACCGCAUUGCAAGAUAUCGCUGCUGAUGUUGAAGAACUGCAACGAGCUGAAGAGAUGGUAAAAUUUCAGUUGCGGCAUGGCAAUGAUUUAUUGGCUAUGGAUUCAUUGCGUGACUGUGAUGUUAAUGUCAAAGAACAAGGACGUUUGCUAAGACAAAAUGAAUUUUUAGUUUGGCAGGGUCGUGGUGGUAAAAAGACUUUGAGGCAUAUAUUUUUAUUUGAAGACUUGGUGCUGUUUAGUAAAGCAAGGCGGUUUCCAGAUCAUAAGAACCUUGAUAUUUACUUAUAUAAAAACAGCAUAAAAACUUCAGAUAUUGGAUUAACUGCGCAUGUCGGAGAUUCCCCAACGAAAUUUGAAAUUUGGUUCAGAAAACGUAAACCUGAAGAUACUUGGACAUUACAAUGUAUGUCAGAGGAUAUCAAAAAUGCUUGGACUGAAGAGAUUUCAAAAUUACUUUGGAAACAGGCGAAAAGAAAUCGAGAAAUUCGCCUUGCUGAAAUGUCUUCAAUGGGCAUCGGUAGUAAACCUUGCUUGGACAUACGCCCCAGUAAUAACCAAAUAAGUGAUCGUUCGAUUACUUUAACACAAUUAGGAAAAGCACCAAAACUGCGUCAUUCUUUCGCAAGCAGUACUGGUUCAGACCACAAUAAAGCCCGACGUCCGAAUUCGCUAAUAUCCGAUUGCUCUAUGUCAAGUGGUACUAGCAGUUCUUCAAUUAGCACAGGUAGUUCAUCG